UCUGGUUAUGUCGCCAUUUUGAGAGGAGGAUAAUUUUUUAUGACAGAAUAAAGUGAUAUUACAUAGGUAAUCAUAUUAAACAUAAAAAAUGUCAUCUAGGAAGAAGGUGUUACUGAAAGUAAUCAUAUUAGGAGACAGUGGGGUAGGGAAGACAUCUCUUAUGAACCAAUAUGUCAAUAAAAAAUUUAGCAACCAAUACAAAGCAACCAUAGGAGCUGAUUUUCUCACUAAAGAGGUGAUGGUAGACGACCGAUUAGUAACAAUGCAGAUAUGGGACACAGCAGGACAGGAAAGGUUCCAGAGUCUAGGGGUAGCAUUCUACAGGGGAGCAGACUGUUGUGUACUCGUGUUUGACGUCACUAUGGCUAACACAUUCAAAACUCUUGACAGUUGGAGAGAUGAGUUUCUUAUACAGGCCAGCCCUAGGGACCCAGAGAACUUUCCAUUUGUAGUGAUAGGCAACAAGAUUGAUCUUGAAAAUAGAGCAGUAUCCCAGAAACGAGCCCAAGGUUGGUGCCACUCCAAGGGUGACAUCCCAUACUUUGAGACCAGUGCUAAAGAGGCCAUCAAUGUAGAGCAAGCCUUUCAAACCGUGGCCAAAAAUGCUCUAGCCCAAGAAACAGAAGUAGAAUUAUACAAUGAAUUUCCAGAUCAAAUUAAACUCACAAACGAUGCCAACAAACCUAAGGAGGGCUGUGGAUGUUAA
Molecule: messenger RNA, 706 nt
Organism: Owenia fusiformis
Lineage: Eukaryota; Metazoa; Annelida; Polychaeta; Sabellida; Oweniidae
Source: the annotation of a GenBank genome assembly